ACCCCGCCAGUUGUCCUGGUGGCGGAGGGCGGUAGGCUCUGGAUCGCAGGAGGCGUGUGAGUGGGAAGGCUCGUUGCGCUUACCGCCCUCCCCUCACCCCCUGCAAGGAAGCUCAGUCAAACAACAAAACAAAACAAAAACGCACCACUCGCCCCUGAGAAUAAGGUGCACCCUUACGCGUUGCGACGACUUCCCAAUAGAAUUAGCAUACCCAAGCACAAUGAACGGCUUAAGCUAUAGCCCCUCUUUAUCCUUGAAGAGAGCAUUUUGUAUUUAAGCAUGUCCUUGUGCAUAAAAUUACUGUUUUGCCAAAUCAAAAGUCAUCCUGACUUCUAGAGUUCAAGGUCAGCCUUCACAGUUAUGUCAGCGGUACUCAGCUUCCCUCUGUCUCUCAGUGGCUGAUGCUGGACACCAACUCAGCAUGACUACUGAUUUGUGACAGAGCACUGCUGCAUGUCCAGUUCCCUAAAGAAGGCCACUGUGGCAUCCCCAUAUCUGGUGGACUGAGGACUUCCGGCUCUACAGGCAGAGAAACAGGAGUUGUUCCUCUCAUUUUCAAUGGAGAGUGACUGUACAAAUAAAUAAUGAGGACCAGCCCUCGUAGGCCUUUAAUUCUCAAAAGAAGGAAACUGACCCUUCUACAGAAGGAGGUAUCCAGUACUUCAGGAAGAGAUGAAAACAGUGGUCAUGAUGAAAAGACACCCAAGCAGGAGCACAGCCAGAACGACCAAAAUGACAGCCAAUGCAGAGACAAAAUAGACUGUGGACUACAGAUAUUCUCAGCGGGAAUAAAGAUAAUGAACCAUCCUACCAUGCCCAACACACAAGUGGUGGCCAUCCCUACAAAUGCGGAUAUCCAGAGCAUCAUAGAGGCCCUGACAGCAAAAGGAAAAGAAUGUGGCAACAAUGGGCCCAAUAAGUUCAUUCUCAUUAGUAGCGGGGGAACUUCUCAUUCAGCAGGUUUGGUACUAUCACAGCACCUUCCCUCAAUGGAGGAACCUAGCACAGUGGCUAGGACUGCAAAUAGUCAAGUAAGAGAGAAGAAUGUUUCACAGACACCUGAUCUUGCAGGAGGAUCAAUGGUCUGGCAUUCAGGAAUUGAUUCUGCAUUUGCACAGAAACGGGAGAACAGCAGUGGCGAGGCAAUGAGCUCUGUGCUGGAUAAUAGUCUCACUAACAUCCAGUGGCUGGGGAAGAUGAGAACUGAUGGACUAACUCCCUGUUCUGUGAAGCAAGGCAUGGAGAAAGAGAACCAGAUACCUCUGCGGGAAAGAAUGAAGACUGAAGAAGAUUCUGCUGCUGUUUCCAUACCCUCUUCUUCCUCAUGGCAGGAUUCAGUAUCAGAACGACCUCCAUACUCCUACAUGGCCAUGAUCCAGUUUGCCAUCAACAGCACUGAGAGGAAGCGUAUGACUCUGAAAGACAUCUAUACCUGGAUUGAGGAUCAUUUCCCAUAUUUUAAGCAUGUGGCUAAGCCAGGUUGGAAGAACUCUAUUCGGCAUAACCUGUCCCUCCAUGAUAUGUUUGUCCGUGAGACGUCUGCUAAUGGUAAAAUCUCAUUCUGGACUAUUCACCCUGAUGCCAACCGUUGCCUAACUUUGGACCAAGUGUUUAAGAUGAUCUCUGUAUUUGGAGGAAAAAAGAAAAGGGUGCUGUGGCUUUUGCUGCUGGAGCUUCUUUGGGAUGCAUUCAUUCUUCAGCCGCUGGACUUUGGGUCAACAUCGUCUGAGCACUCUGAAUCACAACAGAAGCAACAUGUCCCAGAUCCCCAGAAGAACAUGGGAAGCAAAAGUAGCAGCAAAACUGAACCCCAGAAUGCACGACGAAAGAUGAAGCCUUUGCUUCCUCGCAUCAACUCCUACCUUGUUCCGAUCCAGUUUCCAAUGAGUCAGCCUCUUGUCCUGCAGCCUCCUUUGAAGGUUCCUCUCUCUGUGGCACAGGGAACAUCCCACAACAGCUCAGAGACCUUCCAGAGCAAUAAACGUGUGCGCAUUGCUCCAAAGAUGUCGUUCUCUAUUGAAGAGUCAUCCUCUUUACCCAUGGCUACAGUCAAAGAAGAGAGCCAAUGUGAUGAAGGAUUUUUUUCCCCAACACAUUCUCUGAAGGAGAACAACUGUCAGCCUGGUGAUGAACCAUGUUCUUUCCCUGAGACACUCUGUAUUAAGGAAGAGGAAGGCUUACAGCUGGGAGACUGGCUGUCCCCUUUUGCUUCAACCGUAACUGUAAAGGAAGAGCCAGACUCAUUUGUCCCAGUCUCAGCCGUGAUGGAGAAGAAAUGUUUCACCAUACUGAAGUCACCAUCUAAGGGUGUUUCUGACGCAUUAGUUAUAAAGAGGUGUGAGAGGCGGGAAAUGAGCAGAUCCAGAAGGAAACAACACCUAGCACUGCCUUGCUCAGAAGAGCCUGUCCUUAUCUUCCCAGAGAGCAAUGAAUUUGAUCCUUUCCAGUUAGGGGCAGACCUCCCCUUACUGCAGGAAAACCAGCCUCUAGAGAAUGCAUCACAGCUGAGAUGCCUGCAGGAGGAAAGGGGGCCUUUUAAAACACCAGUCAAAGAGAUGUUCAGCAAAUUGCCAGUUUCUUCCACUCCCUGCAAAGUCCCAGCAACUACUACUCCCCCACUAGGGGGCCUUGAUCCCUGGAAGUCUGCACUGUCAGCCAAGAGAGGUAAUGAGCUGGAUUUCAGUCCAGUGAGAACCCUUCCGCUGCCGUUCACACCCUGCCAGGAGAACCAGGACUUGCUGGGUUUUAACAGCACACCCCUUAAAAGUCCUCUCCCUGAGUCUUCUUGGGAACUGCUCAAUACAGAAUCCAACGACACAGUACACAGCCCCCUCACAAGCUCUCCAUCUUUUAGUCACAAAUCUACGAAGCAGUUGUCCCUUGAACUGCCAGCCUCUGGUUUUACUGAAAACCGAUCACUCGUGGAGGGCCUGAUUUUGGACACCAUGAAUGACAGUUUGAGCAAAAUCCUUUUAGAUAUCAGCUUUCCUGGUCUUGAGGAUGAAAACUUAGGAACAGACAUUAGUUGGUCUCAGCUUAUACCUGAACUGAAGUAAACUGCCCAGAAGACUGAAUUUGGUUUAUUUGGACUUGACAGAAAGCACUCUCCUCUUCUGAGAUCUGUUCACGUAGUCAAAAGCAGACAGUCUUUUUAGACAAUUCCUUCAUUCGUGGAAAUAUUGACUCCUGCUAAGCUGGGAGACGGGCCUGUUGGCUGCUAUGAGCUGCCUUUUUGAGCUGCAGUGGACUAUUUGUGUGGAUCAAGAUAGAACCUCUCUAAUCUGGUGCUAGAGUGGAGAGUCCCUGGAGAGGGGUUAUCAGGAAAGCAUCUAGAUAGGCCCUGAACAGCCCUGGCUAAUCAAGGUAUUAGAGGAAACGGGUACACUCCUCAAUUAUGCCCCCCAAUAGCAAGGGCUCUGAGCAUUUCCUCCUUCUCUGUCCUUACUUUCUUUUACUUUGUUCUGAUCUUAUUUAGCAUCUUCUGUGUAGGUUUAAUGGAUUUAAGCCCCGUACAUUCCUUAAAUUACUAGCUCUUUAUUAUAACGGUAACUUUAUUCUUGUAGAGUUAUUAGGGAAAUAUUUGAGUUGGUAAAGGAUUUAGCUUAGUGUUGUCCAUAUGUUCCGCCUGCCCUGUAUUCCUCUAGAUGAGAGCCCCAAAUGCCAUUUUCUUUUAGUCCAAAAACACACUGGCCUUGAAAGUUGCCAAGGCAGAAAUCUGAAAAAUCGUCUAUGUGUGACUGAGUGACUACUCAAGCUAAACAGAAAAAAAAUUGUUAACUGGAUUGCAGCAUAAAAUCUUGGUUCAUUUUUCCUUCUCAGCUCUUCUUCCCUUCCCAGGCUGGAAUGGAGAAGAGCUGUAACUCUUGGUUCCACAGUCCUAUUAAUAUGUAUGUAUAGGACUUGGUAGAGUCACAGUUGCAGUAAGAUGGAUUUCUACAGAAUGGUUAAAGCAGCUUUCUUUUCAGACAUCAGCUGAAAAUGUGAAACAGAACCUGUAAAGUGAAUACUGGUAUUUUCACUGACAAGUGACCUCUGGGAACAAAAGGUAUGUUUCUCCCAUUGCAAUAGAGCUACUCUUCCCAGUUCUUUAGAACUCACCUCAAAGGAGGAAGUGGCUGUGAAAAGACCUAAUCAUUCUGCUUCCAGACAAGUGAUGACUCAUGCAUCUACAUACUCAAUAAAUUUUUUUGCGGGAGCGCA
Molecule: messenger RNA, 4200 nt
Organism: Gallus gallus (chicken)
Lineage: Eukaryota; Metazoa; Chordata; Aves; Galliformes; Phasianidae
Gene: FOXM1
Product: forkhead box M1
Exons: 11
Coding region: 585-3056 (823 amino acids)
Biological process (GO): regulation of DNA-templated transcription; G2/M transition of mitotic cell cycle
Molecular function (GO): DNA-binding transcription factor activity; sequence-specific DNA binding
Source: RefSeq, a predicted model, not a curated record